AGGGCCAAAAAACAGCUCACACCACAGCAUACAUUAGAAGUAUACAAACAUACAAUACUUGAAAUGAACUAACGUUUCACCCACUGGCGGGAUACUGGUGAUAGUGUAACAAGGACCUUGGAAAACGGACACACGUCGGGGAGAAGCACGAUCAGAUCACGUGCGGCACCGAUGUCAUAUGGGGUACAUUCUUGGCUCGCGGCUGCAACUUUUGCUCUUGAUCUCCUCCUGCUCUCUUCCUCCUCGUUCUAGCCAUGGCUCCCAUCUCUGCACUCAUAGGGUCAACGGAGGACUCAGCACGACAGAUCCUCGAUGCCAUCGAGUCGCAAUUUCAACUCUCAGACGAUGCGCUCGUGAGAAUCACCGACCAGUUCCUCAAGGACUUUCGACUCGGUUUAAGCGAGUAUAAUCACCCCAUGGCCAUGAUCCCUACGUUCGUCACUGGCGUGCCAAACGGUUCAGAAACAGGCAUAAAAGUUCCCGCAGGCUACAUUGCUUCUAUCAUGUUCUUUGCUUUACUGGCCUUAAGGUAUUCAAAGCAUCUGCAACUCCUCGCUACGAUCGGGAUGUACCACGGUUGUACGGCAUUAGUGUGGGGGAGCGCCAAGCAACAUAUAUCACUUCACAUCGCUUGUUUUCGGCGUUUGCUGUGCUGCGUAAUGCCUGGAGAGCCUCAUACUUGGACCUUCCUCGCCCUCGAUCUCGGUGGAACAAACCUUCGAGUCUGCGAAGUACAACUCAAAGGAAAUCACCAAUUUACUCUACGACAACAGAAGUAUCGAGUAUCAGAAGCUCUCAAGACUGGAGAAGCUACUGCCCUCUUUGACUACCUUGCUGACUCUGUCGAUGCCUUCCUCACCGAAUUCCCCAGCUCACCUAACAGCGCACCCCCAGAUCCCUUUGCAACGGGCAGUUCAGCGCUCGACCUCCUUGACACGAGUGAUUCAAGCCCUGCAGUUCCACUCGGUCUUACAUUCAGUUUCCCUGUUGAACAGACUGCACUCAACAGAGGCAAGGUUCUAACAUGGACGAAGGGCUUCUCAGCGAAGAAUGCCAUUGGUCAUGAUGUUGUACAGCUACUUCAGGACGCGUUUGACAGGAAGCACCUGCAUGUACGAUGUGUUGCGCUCGUGAACGACACUGUUGGUGCUCUGCUUUCACGCGCAUAUACCGCUGGUGGUUGCAUACUUGGUAGUAUUUUUGGGACUGGCACUAAUGGCGCAUAUGUCGAGAAAGUGGAGAACAUUACGAAGUUGGGCGACUCACCAGCGCGGAAACAUGGUGGCGACAUGGUCGUGAACACAGAAUGGGGAGCAUUUAAUAACACACGAACGACACUUCCAACAACUCCUUAUGACAACAAACUCGACCGAGAAUCAAUAAAUCCCCGUCUCCAAGCUUUUGAGAAAUUCAUCUCAGGCAUGUACCUCGGCGAGAUCACGCGCAACAUUAUCCUGUCCCUGAUCGAUGCCGCCCCAUAUCCGAUCCUUUUCAAUGGUCGGGCCAGCGCCUUACUGAACAAACACUAUGGGCUAGAUACAGCCGUCAUGAGCGAGAUUGAACAAGCAUGGGAGAAUGGCCGAGACCAGCCUUCAUCGAAUGACAAGCUAGUCAACGGCUCACAUGCGAUCUCCAACGCUUCUGCCGCUCAUCCCCACCCUUCAUUAUCAACCCCGACUCGCCAUUUCACUGAAGUAGAUAAACUCUCGCCAGAAGACAGGUCCCGAUUGGAGAGGAUACGCAAUAUCGUCAUCCAGAGAUUCGCUUUGGAUGCAGCAGAUGUUACAUUGCGUGAUGCUGCCAUUGUACACUGGACAUCAUGUUUGGUAGCCAAUCGGGCUGCGAAGUUGAGUGGAUGUGCGAUUGCUGCUGUACUUGUGCAGACAGAGAAAGCGAAGUUGGGUGGUGGGUUCGUGCCGAAGGAUGAGAAGAUCACCAUUGGUGUUGAUGGCAGUCUGAUCGAGCACUACCCCAACUUCAAUGCACGAUUGCGUGCAUCCGUUCGAACACUCGUUGGGGAGGAAGUGGAGGCGCGUCUAAAUAUCGGUCUCGCGAAAGAUGGUAGCGGUGUUGGAGCUGCGUUGUGCGCGCUACAAGCAACUAAGCAAGGUCUUUGAUACCAUCAGCUGUACAACAAUCCCAAGGUACAACGACGUACAACAACUGUAUUCCAGCUCUCCCGUAUAGCAUCCUCACAUACUAAUUCCCACCGAUUGUUGUAUCGUUGCACCCCCUACCUCCUCUUGUGUCCCUAGUUCUAUUUAUCCUUUCCCUUUCCCUCCAACGUGUCCAUGUUUCUCCUUGGGACGAUUUGCGCGGGGUCAGUUGACAUCGAUUAAAGAUAAAGACUUUAAAUGUUAUGUAUCGUUAACUACAUCUCAGGUGGCUAUAGGAUAGAACGGAGUGUCCCGCCUUGUAACUUUUCGUGUAUACAUGUAGACUUGAAUUUGGAUCCCCGUCUUUUCUACUC
Molecule: messenger RNA, 2470 nt
Organism: Somion occarium
Lineage: Eukaryota; Fungi; Basidiomycota; Agaricomycetes; Polyporales; Cerrenaceae
Source: the annotation of a GenBank genome assembly